GAGCUCCAACGAGCACUGUCUCGAAGUCUACCACACAUUGUUCCCCCAUAAUCAUCGCUCUCUCCACGGCCCUCUAUUCUCAAACUAUUUAUCAAAGGCUCGUCUUGUAUUACCCAACAUGUCAAGCCUGGAUUCAGCAAACGAGAUCCAUAUUGUCAUAGCCUUUGGUGUAGUUUCAGUGCUGGUUGCACUUGCUAGCCUACAUUAUAGAGAUUCUUUAUGUUGUUUCCUAUGCCAAGUCUUGUAUCAAGUUGUUAGUAGAGACGAUGCCUUGGAUACCGAAGCCACAGCUGGGGCCACCACAUAUGACCAAGCCUCGCACAACGACACCAUUACUAUGCAGCCACAACGAUCGGACAGAGUGCAUCUAAUGUAUCAGCCCUCCACUACGUCUUCAAACUACACAGACGAGCUGGCUAUCAUAUCGACCGUCACGUCAACUCCUUAUUCGCCUGGGACUAGCAACGUUGUCGCUGGGCAGCCAUUGUCGCCAAUGUCUUCGUCUCGCCCGUCUCAUCACGUUCCACUCGAUUAUGACUCGCGGAUUGAAAGACCUCAUACUGCUACGAUUUACGAACUAGCUGCGUGA
This is a messenger RNA of Dothidotthia symphoricarpi CBS 119687, 589 nucleotides long. RefSeq lists its product as uncharacterized. The record is from RefSeq and is a predicted model, not a curated record. The transcript has 2 exons. The annotation marks the transcript as partial. Lineage: Eukaryota; Fungi; Ascomycota; Dothideomycetes; Pleosporales; Dothidotthiaceae.